Xenopus laevis (African clawed frog) is the source of this 3713-nucleotide messenger RNA. RefSeq names its product protein kinase C delta type-like. Lineage: Eukaryota; Metazoa; Chordata; Amphibia; Anura; Pipidae. The transcript has 11 exons. The record is from RefSeq and is a predicted model, not a curated record. The coding region runs from base 1 to 1497 and encodes 498 amino acids.
AUGUCAAGUGUGGGUUGGAGUGAUGUAAAGUUUACUGCCAAUGAACUCUUCAGCAGUGGCAACUCUUUUCCUAGAAUGAUGGAUCAUUCUUCACCAUCUGGCAGUGAUGAAAGUUGGAAGAAGAAAGGGAAGAAAGAGAAGAAAGCCAAGAAGCAGGAUGCAGAAGAGAAGACCAACUACAGUCGAAAUAGGAAGAAGAGACACACUGAGAGUAAAAAAACAAUUCCUGUAGGGGAGAAGCCCCCUGAAGAUGGAAGGAAUAAAAGGAAAGCUGUUAAAAAAGAUCAAACUAAGAAGAGAAAAGAAAGUCUCUCAGAUGUGACAAGUAAACCUGAGAGCAAGAAGAGAAGACAAGAAGAGAAAGAAGAAACAACUAAAAGUAAAAAGAAAACCGGCUUAGAAGAGAUGAAAAUUCCUCAGAGCAGCAGAAGAAGGAAGGAGCAGGACAAGAGGAAAAGACCAAGGAGCCCAGAAGAUCCAUUGGAAGGUGGAAGUGGAAGUGCACCGAAGAAAUCCCAUGUGGAUGAGAAAAGAGCAGCCCCCCUGGACAUACAGAGGUACAAAUUCCACCAAGAGCUAGGAGAAGGCACGUUUGGACAGGUGAUGUUGGCAUCAUAUACACCGAAGAAACAACUUGUUGCAAUUAAGACGGUGCCCAAACAACCCAGCAAGGGCAACUAUACCUGCAUCAUGAAGGAGGCCCGACUCUUGAAGAUCGCCAGAGGAUGCCCCUUUCUAUGCCAUUCUCAUGCCACGUUCCAAUCCGAGCUGCAUGCCUUCUUCGUGCUCGAGUAUGCCGACGGGGGAACACUGCACAAAGUUAUUGCAGACCAAGGAAAUCUGUCAAUGAAAAACAUCCAAUUCUACACUGCAGAGAUGGUGAUAGCCCUACAGUUCCUUCACUCCAAUGGCAUCAUUCACCGUGAUCUGAAGCCUGAAAACAUCUUGGUGGAUAACAACGGGCACAUCAAGAUCUGUGACUUCGGCCUCGCUGUUGAAGGAAUGUUCGGCGGAAAGAAAAUCAGCGGAUUGACAGGAACACCUGGAUACCGUGCGCCGGAGGUUUUGUCAUUGGGGAAGUACGAUGCUGGAGUGGACUGGUGGUCAUUCGGGGUCAUCAUGUACGAAAUGGCCACCGGCAGACAGCCAUUUGCCCCAUCACUGGUUUCUGCACAGGAGUUGUUUGAGAUUAAGGAGAGGAAGCUUGAAUACCCGCGUCACAUGAGCCAGGAAAUGCUGGACCUUCUGCCAAAGCUUCUGGAGAUGAACAAGAGCAAACGCUUAGGAGUAAAUGGCAACAUCAGGAAGCACUCAUUCUAUGCCAGAAUCAACUGGAGUGAGCUGGAAAACAGAAAAAUAAAGGCACCUUUCCAGCCCAAAAUUCCACCAGCAGAUAAAUUACCAGUCAUACAUCCAGGAUUCUGCGCUGAGACAUCUAAGAGAGCUAAUGUGGAAGGCUUCUCCGAUGUGGAUUCCAACUGGAAAUGGCAGGAGUAAAGUGUUUUCUGUGCUCAUGUGGACUAAUCUCAAACUGCCUGUAUAGCAAGUGAUGACAGCAACGUACCAUCCAUGGCCAAUUCCAUCAAUGAACAUCAGAUCUGCCGUCUACUGUCUACUGCAAGUGUACAAGUGUCUGUCUGUACAGCCAACUACACCAACACCACAUGGGAUCCUUGACAAAGGUAGAAAGAACUUGAGGCAUAGUGCACACAAUACAUCACAGGAGGCCCCACCAGAAGAAAGGAAUAGCUGCAGUCCGGACUUUCUAAAUGGACUUUCUCACAGACCCUUGGAUAAGGGUAAAAAUGUAUACUGAACAUACAGUGCACUUAUGGUAAUCCAGUGCACUGUUAAUUAACAACGUUCAGUAUACUUCAGUUUCUUUAUAUAAGGUAAGGUUUAGGGGUAAGUAUAGCAUUAAGUAAGUUUACUUCCUUUUCUAACUUCCAUGCCAUUGUUUUACUGUUUUCUUAUAGAUAGGAUGUUAUAUAGAAAUAGAAAUGUUAGGAUUCCUUCUCAUCUUUACUCCUGUCCCAUUCUUUUCUUUUACCAUUUUCAUUUCUCAUUUUCCUCUUUUCCUCUUUUUCAACUUUAAUAUACUGUAAGUUAAGGUAAAAAAAAGGGUGGGUGGGUGGGUGGUAUGUUAUAUUGGAAUAGGAAUGUUACAAUUGUUUCUUUCUCUUCUUUUAUGCUCUCCUGUCUUUUCCCUGUAGUUUGUAGCACAUACUGUACAUUAAAUGUAAAGUUUAUGGGUAAAAGUAUACAGGAUAUGGCAGUGGUUAUGUGGGAUAAGGGGUAUAUGUAUAUAAAUAUGGGUACUAUAAGGGUUAUAGUAAAGGGAUAUGGGAAUAGUGAUAUUGAAUAAGGUAUAUAUGUAUAUAAUUAUGGGAUAUAAUUAUGGGAUAUGGGUACUAAAAGGGUUAUAGUAAAGGGAUAUGGGAAUAGUGAUGUUGAAUAAGGUAUAUAUGUAUAGAAUUAUGGGAUAUAAUUAUGGGAUAUGGGUACUAAAAGGGUUACAGUAAAGCGAUAUGGUAAUAGUGAUGUUGAAUAAGGGAUAUAUGUAUAUAAUUAUGGGUUAUUGUUACUAUAAGGGUUAUAGUAAAGGGAUUUGGGAUUAGCUAUGUGGGAUAAGGAAUAUGCCAUAUCCUGAUAGAAAUUUGCAGCAAAUCAUAACAGUAAAUUAACUGCUGAAGAAACACCACUUUCAGCCUGUUUACACUGUGAUUUGCUGCAAUAAGUAUGAAAGGUAUGAAAUGGUGUGUGAAUGUAAAUAGGGAUCCCCAUUGCACCAAUGUUGAAGAUGAACAUAGCGCACCUUCUGAUUGGCUGCAAGUUUAAUUUAGUUCACCAUUAAAAUGUAGAAAAAUCUAAUGAGGCCGUCUGUAUGCUUGUGCCUCUUUGUCCCAAUAGGAGGGAGUAAUAUUGCAGCAGAUAGAGCUGCAGCUUGUAGGCCCCUUAUUAAAAAGAAAAAUAAGCCCAUUAGCGUUGUGAAUGUGAAAGUGUAAAGUUUUAGGAUCAAAGGAAUAAGAAUAGACUAGGCAGAGCUGUAGGUCCCUAAAUGCUGCCUAGCCACAACUCCCUCCUUCCCCUCCCCACCAUGAAUCAUAUAUAAGUCAAGAUAAAUAGGCCCAUAAUAAUCCUCAUCCCCCAUAACCAGGCCUUUUAGAUAAUAAAGGCUGCUGGUAUUAAUAGUCAGUAGAAAGUUGAUCCAGGGACUGGUCCGAUUGCCGUUUUGGAGUCAGGAAGGAAUUUUCCCCCCAUCUGAAGCAAAUUGGAGAUGGCUGAAGAUGGGGUUUUUUGCCUUCCUCUGGAUCAUCUAUAAUAAACCUGACGGACACGCUCACCCUCAAUUACUGUGUAACGGUGUCCUUAAUUCAUCGAUAGGGUCCAUCAAAUUCUUACUGAAUAGGGAAGUACUAGGGGAAUUAUAUAGUUAGCAAAGCAGUGGGGAGUGGAAUUCCAGUCUCACUGACCAUGGGAUUUGCCACAGGGACAGAGAAAAUAGUGAGUGAAUGAGUGAGAGCAUGUGGGUGUGCGGAAGUGUGUGUUAUUGUAGAUUAUUCAUUGGGGAACUUUUGUUCCUUGCAUCUCCCAGUCUGAUCUGAGGAGGAGGGGUCCCAUGACGGCUUAUAUCAGCCGGUAUCUGGCCAGAUAGGGAACUAUUGCAGCAAGUCAUCGGGUGAGCCAUUUGCUGCAAUAGGUGUGUGAAUGGA